AUUUUUAAUGUCGGAUAAAGCUUAAGAAGAGCUUCAAAAUACUAAUGAAGAUGUGAAGAAAGAAAAUGAGAUUGUAAAGAAGAUUAAGAAUCCGAGAGGAUAAAAAUACAUAAAUCCUGCUGAAUAAUAUUAGCCUAUUGAAACAAUGUUGAAUUCUGAAUUUUAUAAGGUUGAUGUAAUUGAUUUGGCUAAGAAAUUAAUUGGUAAGAUAAUAGUAAGAUAAUUACCAUAAGGAGAGGUAAGAGCUUUAAUAGUUGAAGCUGAAGCCUACAAAGGUAAAUUAGAUAAUAAAAAAAGCGCCUGAGGAUAAGGCCUGUCAUGCUUAUAUGAAUAAAAAAACAGAGAGGACACAAUAUUUUUGGUAAGAUGGAGGACAUUUAUAUAUUUAUUAAAUUUAUGGGAAUAGUUAUUGUUUGAAUAUUACUGCUGCAACAAAUAAGGACCCUGAAGCAGUAUUAAUAAGAGCUAUUUAACCUUUAAAAUUUGAGAUAGUUAAAGAUUUAAGAAAGAUUAAGUCUUGCAAAUUAUAAGAAUUAUCAAAUGGUCCUGGAAAAUGUGGAUAAUGUUUAUAACUUAAUAAGAGUCAUAAUGGAUUAAAUUUAUGUGAUAAGAAGAGUGGAAUGUAUAUAAUCGAUAAUGCUACAGAAUAUGAGAUUGGAAUAUCAAAGAGAAUAAACAUUGAUUAUGCAGAGGAAUACAAGGAUAAACCUUGGAGAUUCUUUAUAAAAAAUAAUAGUUUUGUUUCAAAAAAAGGAUGA
Molecule: messenger RNA, 758 nt
Organism: Paramecium sonneborni
Lineage: Eukaryota; Ciliophora; Oligohymenophorea; Peniculida; Parameciidae
Source: the annotation of a GenBank genome assembly